AUGCAGAGGAAUGCUAAUUGUCUUAUUCUAAAGCUAUUCAAGGACAAGCCUUUGCCCACUACCGAAUAUGACUCCCUAUCGCAGCCGGCUUUGGUCAACCGGGCGGUGGCCAUGCACCUUCUACGAGAGGGGGCAUUUUCCACGGCAGACACGUUUCUAGCUGAAGUAUCGAGAACACAUGCAGAAUCAGAGUUAGAUACAGCCAUGGGACAAGCCGAACAACAGGCGUCCGAAUCUAUUCCAGACAUCGAAGGUCUACGGUCUGGUGAAAUCCGAAGCCAGUUCCUCCUCAUGCACGAGUUGCUCCAUGAACUCACAGAAAAUCGAAACCUUCUUCCCGCUAUUGAAUGGGCUCGGAACCAUCGCGAAGCCCUAUAUGUUCGAGGGAGUAACCUUGAAUUCGAACUUUGCCAACUUCAGUUUGUAUGGCUCUUUCAUGGAGGAGGUGAAGCCGGCAUUUCCGUACAAGAUGGAAGGCUAAAGGCGUUGGAAUACGCCAGACGCGAGUUCUCUGGCUUUCAGGGACGUUAUCUUCCGGAAAUUCAACAACUUUUGGGUGCCAUGGCUUUUGCGCCUAACCUUGGAGACUCUCCCUAUAACACCAUAUUUAACAAUCCCGAUUCCUGGGAUAGGGUUGCAACCUCCUUUAAAGGCGAAUUCUGCGCUUUACUAAACCUCUCAGCUGAAUCACCUUUAUACGUCGCUGCCACAGCAGGAGCAAUCGCUUUACCGACCCUUCUAAAACUCCAGACAAUCAUGAAAGAAAAGCGAACCGAAUGGACCAGCCAGAACGAACUACCGGUUGAAAUCCCUCUUCCACACUCAUACCAGUAUCAUUCUAUCUUUGUGUGUCCUGUAUCCAAGGAACAGACAACAGACGCAAACCCCCCGAUGCUAAUGCCAUGCGGACAUGUCAUUGCCCAUCAAUCACUCAUGAGAAUUAGUAAAGGCAACAAAUUUAAAUGCCCCUACUGUCCAACUGAAAGCCAUGCUAAAGAUGCUAGAAAGCUUCUCUUGUAA
Trichophyton benhamiae CBS 112371 is the source of this 1020-nucleotide messenger RNA. RefSeq lists its product as uncharacterized. Gene Ontology annotation, cellular component: nucleus; cytoplasm; GID complex. The record is from RefSeq and is a predicted model, not a curated record. Bases 1 to 1020 code for a protein of 339 amino acids. The transcript has 2 exons. Gene Ontology annotation, biological process: proteasome-mediated ubiquitin-dependent protein catabolic process. Gene Ontology annotation, molecular function: ubiquitin protein ligase activity; protein binding. Lineage: Eukaryota; Fungi; Ascomycota; Eurotiomycetes; Onygenales; Arthrodermataceae.